AUGCAGACGACGGCACUUUACGUUUGGAUUCUGUCCAUUCUGUGGUUCUCAACAUGUUACGGAUACAAAUUUGGUCUUGGGAUACACGAUAUAACAGGACCGGCAGCAGAUGUGAACAUGAUGGGCUAUGCAAAAGUGGCACAAAUCGUAUCCGGUAUACACUUGCGUCUGUUUAGUCGCGCCUAUGUCGUACAGGAUGACGCGGAGCAGACUCGACCAAUUUUGUUCAUCAAUUUGGAUCUGGGAAUGACCAGUCAGCUAUUAAAACAGGAGAUUGUGAUUAGAUUACGAGAAGAUUUCGGGGAUCUGUUCGACGAAACCAACGUGCUGCUGAGUGCCACUCACACGCAUUCCGGUCCCGGAGGAUAUUUCCAAUACUUUCUAUAUGAUAUCACUUCGUUGGGUAUAGUGAAGCAAAAUUUGAAAACCAUGGUGACCGGUGUUGUGCAAAGUGUUCAUAUGGCAUGGAACAACCGUGUGACUGGGAGUAUUCGCAUUGCCAAGGGUAAUUUGACCAACGCUAGCAUCAAUCGUAGUCCGGCCUCGUAUGACAGAAAUCCGCCAGAUGAACGUUCCAGUUAUGCGGCGAAUGUGGAUCAGGAAAUGAUUUUGCUUAAAUUUGUCCAUUCAAACGGUACGCCUGUUGGCAUGCUCAACUGGUUCCCAGUCCACGCUGUCAGUAUGAACAAUUCGAAUACACUGAUUAGCAGUGAUAACAAGGGUUUGGCCGCGAUUCUCUUUGAAAAACACAUGAACAAGGAUAAUCUAUUAGGAAAGGGACCGUUUGUUGCGUCAUUUGCACAAGCCAAUGAGGGAGACGUCUCGCCGAACAUUGCGGGUCCUAGAUGCAUUGAUACGGGGCUUCCGUGUGAAAUGGUGCAUACCACGUGCGGUGGUCGGGCAGAAAAAUGUAUCGCUUUUGGUCCGGGAUCGGAUAUGUUCGAAAGCACACGUAUUAUUGCUCAGCGUCAAUUUGAAAAAGCAUUGGAUCUGUUCAACAAGGCAGAAGAAGAACUAACCGGACCGAUUGCUUUCAUCCACCAGUAUGUGAAUAUGACCUCAGUUCCGGUCAUAUAUAAGCAAUUCAAUGGGACCACAUGCAAACCGGCCAUGGGAUAUAGUUUUGCUGCAGGGACAAUGGAUGGUCCGGGAGAUUUUGACUUCUCCCAAGGUAAUCUUCCGCGAAUUCCGGAACAUUUGAUCCCUUCGGUUUUAGGUUCCACUUCUGGCACAUUGUUUUGGGACUUUGUUCGAAAUUUGUUGAAAAAGCCCAGUAAAGAGCUGGUUGAAUGCCAGUCGCCGAAACCUAUUUUACUGGCAACUGGCGAGCUCAACCUUCCGGUACCAUGGCACCCACAGAUUGUGGAAACGCAAAUUUUACGAAUCGGCAAUUUACUGAUUGCAGCUCUGCCCGGUGAAUUUACAACCAUGUCUGGAAGACGUGUAAGAAACGCAAUCCAAAAGACAGUUAAUCGUAGACCAAGCGCUCGUAAUCCACAGUUCCAUAUCGCUUUGGCUGGAUUGGCAAACAUAUACACGAGUUAUGUGUCCACUCCGGAAGAAUACCAAGUAAGUCCCGUGUGUUUUUGUUUUUAUAAACCACGAUAA
Echinostoma caproni is the source of this 1608-nucleotide messenger RNA. NCBI's taxonomy places the organism in Eukaryota, Metazoa, Platyhelminthes, Trematoda, Plagiorchiida, Echinostomatidae. The record is from the annotation of a GenBank genome assembly.